This is a messenger RNA of Cynara cardunculus var. scolymus (artichoke), 931 nucleotides long. RefSeq names its product protein HHL1, chloroplastic. The record is from RefSeq and is a predicted model, not a curated record. Bases 43 to 756 code for a protein of 237 amino acids. Lineage: Eukaryota; Viridiplantae; Streptophyta; Magnoliopsida; Asterales; Asteraceae. The transcript is spliced from 6 exons.
GAUAAGAAUCGUUUGCGUGUGAAGAUAGCUCUAACAACAACAAUGGAGGUAUGUAUGUCUCUGAAACGACACGCACUGGUUCCAACGCCUUCCAUCAACUCCAAGAAUUUAAGAACAAUAGAUGAUUCACACUUAAUCAGACACUCGUUUUCUUCAUCGCAAAUUCAACGCAAGCAGCAAUUAAAUCAUGGAAAGAGAUUAAUGGUGGUUGAAGCUAAAGGGAAAAGAGGAAUGCAAGCUCGUCAGUUCCAACGCCCAAUGCCUGCUAUGCCCAAAAUUGAAGACGAUGGAAACCCUAGAUUCGUUAUCUUCAUUCGUAUGGCCAAUGUUUAUCUAUGGUACCCUGUUAGUAUCGUAGCAGGUGGCACGACCGCAAAGAUCCUGGUUUCAGCUAAAGACAAUUUUGUCGGGAAAUAUAUUUACAAAGACACGCUAUCGAAAAAUAUUGCUGGAGUCAUUUACAAAGAUGAGAAGGAGGUUCAAAAGACAGCAAUUCGACAGCAUCGUGUAUUGCGUUCGGCUACAGAAUUCCGAUAUGGCUAUAAAAUUGUGGAGGGUACCAACUUAAGAGCAGCACUUGCAAGCAGUGAUGUGAUUGAGCUCCCAACAAGAGCCGAGAUGAAAACGGUAUUUGACAGAGUUCUAGAUUUCUUCGGGGAUGCCAAAGAGUCGUUUGGGAAAUUGACCGAUAUAAAGCCAACAUCCGAAACCGAGCCUGAGGAAAGUGCCAAUGACAAACCCAAGGUCAAAAGCUGAACCUGAAGCCGGAAGACGGAUAUAUGGAUUCACCAUACCAGCCUACAACCGAAAUACAAGAUGAGGUUUUGUACACAAAAAUUUACCGCACAUUUUUGCUUUAAAAAUCUACAUUCUAUAGACCGAUGCUUGCAAUUUAUUGUCAAUAGUACAUAAUUUUUCGUUCCCUUCAAAA